AUGACAGCAGCAACUCAAUACUGCAACCAAGAUGGCAAGGAAGACUUCGGCGAUUUUGUACGCAAUGAAGACGAGGAAAUGGACUUGGAAGAGGUUGCCGAGCCCUGGGAAAGAUAUGAUAAAACGAGGACCUCAGAUGUCUUCUAUCCCAUCCGCCUUGGAGACCUGAUCAAUGAGAGGUACCUGGUAGAGCAUAAGCUUGGAGCCGGCGGCUUCUCGACCGUCUGGAUGGCCAAUGACCAACAAAAUAGCAGGGACGUUGCCCUCAAGAUCAUGUUUGCAGGAGAAUCAGGUGAAAGUGAAAUCCGCCUGCAGGACGAAAUCAUUCGGAAUGUGCGUGAUGCCUCCUCUCAUUUUGUGACGUACCUGGAAACCUUUCUACUUCCGGGAGAUGGAUGUCACCAUACGGUUCAAGUAUUUCCUUUAAUGGGCCCAUGUCUUUACUGUCCGAACGUGAUAAACAUGUCCAUGACUACUCGCAUGUCCGCUGCUCUGCAAUUGCUAGAGGCGUUGGAGAGUUUACACAAGGCCGGGAUAGUCCACCGUGAUUUGAAUGAGAGAAAUUGUAUGUGGGGAAUGCAACCCCUCCACCAUCUACCCAGGAGUGCUAAAUACAAGGCAUUGGGCCGGCCAUUGAAGCAAAUGAUACCGGUGGACGAUCUCUGGAAGGAAGGGGAGCUCGUUGGACCUGCUAAUAUCCCCCAAAGCCUACAAACCCAAAAAUUCUAUUUCGGCGACUUUGGUCUGGCAAAGAAACUGAGCGAUCCCGUGACUCCACGUGGCUAUCCACCAUUACAAUAUUGCUCCCCGGACCGCCUGCAUAGACAAGAUCCCAGUCCUGCCUGCGACAUGUGGAGUUACAUGAUCCUCUUUUCGGAACUUUACCUUGGCAACGUGCCUUUUUCUACGUUUUUCAAUGGUGGAAUUAUUGGUGGUUUCGUGUUGUCUUUAGGUCCUCUGCCCGAGGAGUGGAAGGGACGAUAUACUCAUCCCGCGAGCCGUGAUUCCUGGUAUGAUAACCAGAAUCAAACUACACCCGAUCCCAAAUGGAAUCUUGAGUCAAGAAUUGCAAGUUUUCGUCACGACGCUGACCUAGUGGAGCGGAGCCAUGUGCUUUCUAUUAUGUCUCGUGUGUUUACUUAUGACCCGGCGAAACGUCUGACCGCAACUCAGCUUCUGCAGGACCCUUCGUUUAGAGCUAUUAUGGACAAUCAUGGCUGUUGA
Aspergillus tubingensis is the source of this 1224-nucleotide messenger RNA. Its product is annotated as kinase domain-containing protein. Bases 1 to 1224 code for a protein of 407 amino acids. NCBI's taxonomy places the organism in Eukaryota, Fungi, Ascomycota, Eurotiomycetes, Eurotiales, Aspergillaceae. The transcript has 2 exons. The record is from RefSeq and is a predicted model, not a curated record. Gene Ontology annotation, biological process: protein phosphorylation. Gene Ontology annotation, molecular function: ATP binding; protein kinase activity.